CUUUUUUUUUUCAUUCAACGGGCAAAGGUUUUCUCAAUUUCUCUCACUAGCAACUCUUAAGAUUAUUAUUUUUUGCUUUUGUGGUUCAAAGGGUUCGAUCUUCGAUGAGUUUUAGCUGAUUUUCUUGUCAUUUUUCUGCUAAUUUGAGGUUAUGGUAAGAGGAAGAUGGAUGAAUUGAAGGUAGAGGAGUGCUGUACUGAGAAUAAGCAAUCAGCUGCUGCUUCGAGUUCGUCGGUUUCUGAAAAUAGUGGUAGUGUUACUUUAAGGUCACCAGCAGUAUCUAGCCCAACCCCUGCAUCACCAACUCACAGGAGAACCACUGGUCCAAUAAGGCGAGCAAAGGGUGGUUGGACUCCUGAGGAGGAUGAUACUUUGAAAAGGGCUGUUUCAGUUUACAGAGGGAAAUGUUGGAAGAAAAUAGCUGAGUUCUUCCCGGAUAGAUCAGAAGUGCAAUGUCUGCAUCGCUGGCAGAAGGUCAUCAAUCCAGAACUUGUUAAAGGACCCUGGACUCGGGAGGAGGAUGAUAAGAUCAUUGAACUGGUCGCUAAGUAUGGGCCUAUAAAAUGGUCUGUCAUAGCUAAAUCAUUGACUGGUCGAAUAGGGAAGCAAUGUCGUGAGAGAUGGCACAAUCAUUUGAAUCCCAAUAUCAAAAAAGAUGCUUGGACACUAGAGGAGGAACGGGCACUUAUAGAUGCUCAUCGGAUCCAUGGUAACAAGUGGGCUGAAAUUGCUAAAGUUCUACCGGGAAGGACUGAUAAUGGUAUCAAGAAUCAUUGGAACAGCUCCUUGAAGAAAAAGUUGGACUUUUAUGUAGCUACUGGAAACCUUCCACCUGCUACUGGAACAGCUAAAGCUGAAGAGUUGCUAGUUUGGUCAAAUAAAACAUCAGAAGGAGCUGAAGUAGUUUCAUCAGGAACUACAGAUACAUGUAAAAUAGAAAAUGGAUGGCAGGUGGCAGAAAUCAGUGCUUCCAAUGGUGGUCCUCAAACUGAGCCCACUGAUUCUGAAGUCGUCAGGUUGGAAUCUCAAUCACCAGAAGAAGAUGCUAUUCAACACAUGAAACCAAGUACAGAACCAGAAAACAGGUAUGAAGGAUGGAGCAUAGAUAGUGCAGUAGGUCGAUUACAAGUUUUUGAACCACCAUUUCCUCGUGAAAUCCCUACAUGUGGUAUGUUAUGCUAUGAACCACCAAGGUCAGAAAGUUGUAUUCCACUGGACUCAGAUCUUCUAAAUAUCUGCUGGGCACAAUGUGAAUCUGAUGCAAGUCCAAGUCCAUCACCAAAUGGUUUCUUCACUCCACCUAGUACAAAGGGCCAUAGUCUAUGUGCACAAACUCCUGAAUCUGUACUGAGAAUUGCUGCUAGAAGCUUCCCAAAUACGCCUUCGAUAUUAAGGAAAAGAAAGACUCAAGGUGAACUUUCGACGCCAACUAAUAAAAUGGAUAAGUCAGAUGGAGAUUUCUGUAAGGAAAAACCUAUUGAUGCGCGUGACGAGAUCCAAUAUGGCAGCUCAGACAAAUCUAGCAUGCAUAAUGGAGUUUCUUCAAGAAAUACUUUCAAUGGUGGUCUGUACAACAGUCAAGCAUUUAAUGCCUCUCCUCCCUAUCGAUUAAGGUCUAAACGGACAUCUAUCUUUAAGUCUGUGGAGAAGCAGCUUCAGUUUGCACUCAACAAAGAGAAGCAUGAUACAAGUAAUGGGUUCAGUGAUUCAACUGUUAAUGAGAUAUCACAUGCAGCCAAAGAUUGUUCACAGUAUACAGAUAACAAGGUGGAAUAAGUGCUGAAUGCUUGCAAUUUCUAACAGUGGCUGGUAAGACCCAUGGGAUGGAGGUUCAGAAGCAAUCAGUAAUGGUCAGAAGAAUUUUAGUUACCUCUUGAAACGUCGAAGGACUCGAUCUUCCAGAUACAGUUUUGUCAAUUGUUAGGUGUACAAAGAUUUCAGGUUAUUGGCUAUUGGUUGUUCGUAGAUGUUACAGGCGAUUUUCCUUAUACGUUGAAAGAUAUUUGAAGCUGCAAUUGAUUUGUACAGAACAGCUUGAAAGAAGUCUUUGGAAUAGGUUUACAUUGAAAUAAGUUGCUUAAUAAGAGCACUUAUCUGUUAUAUCAUA
Messenger RNA from Solanum dulcamara, 2107 nucleotides. RefSeq names its product transcription factor MYB3R-3. Gene Ontology annotation, biological process: regulation of DNA-templated transcription. Gene Ontology annotation, molecular function: DNA-binding transcription factor activity, RNA polymerase II-specific; RNA polymerase II cis-regulatory region sequence-specific DNA binding. The transcript has 9 exons. NCBI's taxonomy places the organism in Eukaryota, Viridiplantae, Streptophyta, Magnoliopsida, Solanales, Solanaceae. Gene Ontology annotation, cellular component: nucleus. The coding region runs from base 166 to 1776 and encodes 536 amino acids. The record is from RefSeq and is a predicted model, not a curated record.